This is a messenger RNA of Suricata suricatta (meerkat), 648 nucleotides long. Its product is annotated as proline-rich protein 2-like. The transcript is spliced from 3 exons. Lineage: Eukaryota; Metazoa; Chordata; Mammalia; Carnivora; Herpestidae. The record is from RefSeq and is a predicted model, not a curated record. The coding region runs from base 1 to 648 and encodes 215 amino acids.
AUGGACUCCGGGGCGCGGGGACAGAACCCGACCCUGCGGGCGUCUGAGCGAGGGUCCCGGACGGGGACUCCUCGUCGGGGUUCGGAGACGCCCGGCCUGGAGAAGGGGGCGACCGCCACACAAAGGCGCUGCUGGAAACUCGGGAGCGGCCCCCACUCGCCAAAGGGCGCGACGCUGCCCCGUCGGGAGGACCCCGGCCCGCGGGCCGAGCUCUCCCGGGGUCCCCCCUUCCCCGCGGGCCGAGCCCUCCCGGGACCCUCCCCUUCCCCGCGGGUCGAGCCCUCCCGGGACCCCCCCUCCCAGCGGGCCGAGCCCUCCCGGGGUCCCCCCCCUCCCCGCAGGCCAAGCCCUCCCGGGGUCCCCCCCUCCCCGCAGGCCGAGCCUCCCGGGGUCCCCCCGACUCCCCGCGGACCGAGCCAUCCCGGGAUCCCCCGCCUCCCCGCAAGCCGAGCCCUCCGGGGUCCCCCCGCCUCCCCGCGGACCGAGCCUUCCCGGGGUCCCCCUGAUUCCCCGCGGGCCGAGCCCUCCCGGGGUCCCCCUGACUCCCCGCGGACCGAGCCCUCUCAGAGUCCCCCCGCCUCUCCGCGGGCCGAGCCCUCCCGGGGUCCCCCUGACUCCCCUCCGGCGCCUCGCGGUUUCAGAGGCUAA